Messenger RNA from Archocentrus centrarchus (flier cichlid), 7018 nucleotides. RefSeq names its product protocadherin 7b (gene pcdh7b). The coding region runs from base 119 to 3685 and encodes 1188 amino acids. Gene Ontology annotation, biological process: homophilic cell-cell adhesion. Gene Ontology annotation, cellular component: plasma membrane. NCBI's taxonomy places the organism in Eukaryota, Metazoa, Chordata, Actinopteri, Cichliformes, Cichlidae. Gene Ontology annotation, molecular function: calcium ion binding. The transcript has 3 exons. The record is from RefSeq and is a predicted model, not a curated record.
GGCUUCGCUCUUAAUGAAAGCGAUAUUUCUUUUCCAUAUUCGGACUUUCCAUUACUGAUUUUUUUAUUCAGUUAUUUUUUUAAUUUUAGUGGACAUUUUCCCACCCCUGGGCUGAACAAUGAGGACUACUGGUGCAGUGGACUAUUUGUACUAUUGCAUGCUCAUCCUGCAGCUUGUGCAUCAGCCCGCUGCCAAGCAAGUGCUCCGGUACCGUUUAGCUGAGGAGGGACCAGCAGAUGUCAGAGUAGGGAACGUAGCCACCGACCUGGGCAUUGUUGCCGGGUCCGGUGAGGUGACAUUUACUCUCGAAUCGGGGUCCGAUUUUUUCAAGAUAGACAACAUUACAGGUGAGCUCACCACCAAUGAGAGGCGGAUAGACCGUGAAAAAUUGCAGCAGUGCCAAAUGAUAUUUGAUGAAAACGAAUGUUUUAUUGAUUUCGAGGUGUCAGUGAUAGGACCAGCCCAGAGCUGGGUCGACCUCUUUGAAGGGAAAGUCAUCAUAUUAGAUAUAAAUGAUAACACCCCGUCUUUCCCUUCCCCUGUCCUGACACUGUCUGUGGAGGAAAACAGACCCAUUGGAACCCUUUAUCUGCUGCCCACAGCCACAGACAGAGAUUUUGGCAGAAAUGGAAUAGAGAGAUAUGAGCUUAUUCAGGACAAUGGGGAGAAUUCAAGGCGCUUGGGGUCUUCUGGGGAUUCAUUCUCGGGGAAGAGGAGAUUUGAGGAGGGAGCGAGCAGGAGCAGUGUCUUUGAACUGCAAGUUGCUGACACUACUGAUGGAGAGAAGCAGCCGCAACUCAUCAUUAAGGGGGCCCUUGAUAGGGAACAGAGAGACUCCUAUGAGCUUACGCUGCGUGUUAGGGAUGGAGGAGAUCCCCCUCGCUCCUCUCAGGCCAUUCUUAGAGUAAUGAUAACUGAUGUGAAUGACAACAGCCCUCGGUUUGAGAAAAAUGUGUAUGAAGCUGACCUGCCAGAAAACAGCUCCCCUGGCGCCCCCAUACUCCAGCUCAAAGCGGCUGACGCAGACGUGGGGGUUAACGGUCAAAUAGAAUAUGUGUUUGGGGCAGCCACAGAGUCAGUAAGGAGGCUGCUGAGGCUGGAUGAGAGCACAGGGUGGCUGAGUGUGUUGCACCGCAUUGACCGUGAAGAAGUGAGCCAACUGAGGUUUACAGUAAUGGCCCGUGACCGAGGCCAGCCACCCAAGAUGGACAAGGCCACAGUGGUGCUGAACAUCAAGGAUGAGAAUGACAAUGUGCCUGCUAUAGAAAUCCGAAAAAUUGGGCGCAUUUUCUUAAAAGAUGGGAUAGCAAAUGUGGCCGAGGAUGUGGUGGUGGACACGCCCAUUGCUUUAGUUCAGGUGUCAGAUCGUGACCAGGGGGAAAAUGGCAUAGUGACUUGCACAGUGGUAGGAGAUGUGCCGUUUCAACUCAAACCGGCAAGUGAGAUGGAGGGUGAGCAGAAUAAAAAGAAGUACUUCCUUCACACAUCUGCACCACUGGACUUUGAGACAAUACAGGAAUAUAAUGUGGUCAUAGUGGCCGUGGACUCUGGAAGCCCCAGUCUGGCAAGUAAUAAUUCUCUUAUUGUCAAAGUGGGCGACACUAAUGACAACCCUCCUGUCUUCAGCCAGAAUGUAGUGGAGGUUUCGUUUCCAGAAAACAAUGCCCCUGGCGAGAGGGUGACAACAGUGAAAGCCAUAGAUGCAGAUAGUGGGAGGAAUGCUGAAAUAGCCUAUUCCCUAGACUCAUCAGUAAAUGGGAUUUUCUCUAUUGAUGCAGACAGUGGAGACAUCCGAGUAAACACCAUUCUGGAUAGAGAGCAAACAGAGCGCUACGAAUUCAAAGUGAUAGCCAAAGAUAAGGGCAUAAACACCCUUCAGGGUUCUGCAACAGUGGUUGUCCUUGUGGCCGACAAGAAUGACAAUGAACCAAAGUUCAUGCAGGACGUUUUCACCUUCUAUGUCAAAGAAAACCUUGAUCCAAACAGCCCAGUUGGCAUGGUUACAGUAAUCGAUGCAGACAAAGACCAAAAUGCAGAAAUGGGCCUUUUUAUUGAGGAAGAGGAGGACAUCUUCUCUAUUGAGAAUGAAACUGGGACUAUUUUUUCCACCCUUUCAUUUGACCGAGAGCAGAAAGGUACCUACACAUUCCGUGUCAAAGCUGUGGAUGGAGGCGACCCUCCCAAAUCUGCCACUGCCACAGUUUCACUCUUUGUCAUGGAUGAAAAUGACAACGCUCCCACAGUCACUUUCCCGAUAAACAGCUCCUACACCCUCCUUCCUCCAUCCACUAACAUCAGAGCUGUGGUCAGAAGUGUCACAGCCAGUGAUGCAGAUACCGGCAUUAAUGCAGUCCUGAACUUCAGCAUCAUUGGGGGUAACCCUUUUAGACUGUUUGAGAUCGAUGCAGAGAGGGGGGUGAUUUCACUGAUGGCGAAGCUGGAGCAGAAGCACCACGGCCUCCACAGACUCGUGAUUCAGGUCAAUGACAAGGGGCAGCCUUCACAGAGCACCACCACACUGGUUCAUGUGUAUGUUAACGAGACCCUUUCCAACUCCACAGUGGUGGAGGCCCAGGUGGCUAAGAGCCUAAGCACAUCUCUGAACACCAACAUUGCCGGUGACCCCAACUAUGACCUAAGCAAACAGCGGUUAAGCAUUGUAAUUGGAGUAGUUUCAGGCAUCAUGACAGUCAUUCUCAUCAUUCUUGUGGUUGUCAUGGCCCGCUAUUGCCGUCCAAAGAACAAGAAUGGUUAUGAGGCUGGCAAGAAGGACCAUGAAGACUUCUUUACACCACAGCAGCAUGACAAAUCCAAGAAGCCCAAGAAAGAUAAGAAAAAACAGAAGUCAAAACAGCCUCUCUACAGCAGUAUUGUCACUGUAGAGGCCUCCAAACCCAACGGGCAGCGCUAUGACGGCGUCAACGAGAAGCUGUCAGACAGCCCUGGCAUGGGCCGCUACCGUUCAGUCAACGGAGGGCCGGGAAGCCCAGAUCUGGCCCGGCACUACAAGUCCAGCUCGCCACUCCCGACUGUGCAGCUUCACCCGCAGUCACCGACAGCUGGAAAAAAGCACCAGGCAGUUCAGGACCUGCCCCCUGCCAAUACCUUUGUUGGCACCGGAGAUAACAUUUCCCUUGGAUCUGACCACUGCUCUGAAUACAGCAGUCAAACUAUCAACAAGUACAACAAACAGGAGAAAAAGAGCAUUAAAAACUCCCGGCCCUUGCCUGACGUAGCCAUGACUGGCAAGUGCACCCGGGAAUGUGACGAGUAUGGCCACUCGGACUCCUGCUGGAUGCCUGUGCGCACGUCGCCCGAGCGACGGCCAUCCAAGUCAACCACCACCCCCCAACAACCAAAGCUUUCCACUUUCAUGAGCGGCAAUGGCAGUGGCAGCAGCAGCGCCGAGCAGCCCGGCAGCCAAGAGACCCUCGCCAUGGCCGCCAUGGCCAAUGGAGACCCCACCGCUGCUCACAUGAUGGGUGACCGCAAUCGCAACCUGCUCAACAAGAAGAUGGCCUCCUCCUCCUCCUCCUAUGAGGCCUUUGGCUCGCCUUCCUAUGGCUCGCCAGGAGCCGGGGAGGAGGUGCUGGGCCACCCCACUGAGGAGAUCCCCCUUGCACCCACUGGGGAGUACAAGCCCACAUCCUGUGGUACUCUGACGCGACGGGAGGUGUAUCUGUGAGCUGGAAGGGCUAGACGCACUUCACGUGUCACAACAUGUGGCAUUCAAACACAACAAUAAGCAUAGCUGCUUACCCACCACCAUUACAGCUCUAGAAGCUUUUAGCCAGCCUUGUUCCAUGCAAGGUAGGACUAAACUUUCUCCAAAGACUUUUACGACAGCUCCUUAAUGAAAAAUCUAUGUGGAUAUAUAAACAUAGUCACCAUUUUUAAAGUGCUAAUUCCGGCCAUGACCUGGACGAAAGGAGGAGGAGGAGGAAAAACUGAGGAGGGCACUGAUAACUUUCUGUGAGGUUGUUCUACUGGUGAGUCGGGCUCUUAGGACACAGUCUGCUGCCUGACAGUCAGUCUGUACAGUAAUCAACUCAUUUUACACAUACAGUACAUGCAUGCAUUAACCCCUGUUUCCAUUAAGGGCCCCAUUCCCUGAAGAUGACAUUAUACAAAAAGAGACCUUUUCUUUUUCUGUUGAUGUUUUUUUUUUUUUUUUUUCUAGAAACAAAGCUGUACAUGUAGACUAUUUUGACUUUACAGUGUGUCUGGAUAUGCCUUUUUUUAUUUCACAACAGUGUCUGGACAUGAUGUUCUGCAGCUGAAGUAAUAUAUUGGACAAAAAUGGUCUCAUGGUGUCAUAUAGACCACGGAUUCUGUCAUCUUUACUGUUUGUGAUAAACGUUGCAGACCAAAAGUCAACUGCUUUUGAAUCUUAUAAGGAUGGGAAAGACUAAGCUUUAAAUACUAAGUCGUCUCUUGAUAUGGAAAAUUGUGGAUGGAAAUGGGAGCCAGUGCAGUUUGCUGCAACAACACCUUGGUUAGACUACAACCCUACUGGUAGACUACGACAAACUUUUGAUGACUGACUCUAACCUACCAGUGUGCACGCUCUUUACAGGAGUCACUCAUUGUACAUAAACAUCAGAUCGCAGCGACAGUGCUAACCGCUCUCAUUCCCUUUUGUCUCGCUACCUUUCCUCAGUCUCUCGUUCUUUGUUUUUGAUUGGCGAGAUCGAGACCCAAACCCUCCUAAUAAAUGCAAGAUCUUACAGCCAUCACCUACAAUUGCAUUGGCUAGAACAGCAUGUGUGUCCACAAUUGUACAUUUCGGAUUACCUUAGUGGGAUGCUAGUAUUUAUACAAAGUUGUGAUACUUACCCUGUUUUUCUCAAACACACACGCAGACACACAUAUACAGAAGCAGAAAAGGCAGAUUCGUUUAACUGAGGCCGGUGGCACCGCUACACUGACUCACUGAAAAUCCUGGGUAAGCACAGUGUGUGGCAUGAGAUUAAAAUUGUCAAGGUUCAAUGGAAACUGUAUGUGUGUACUGGCCAGAUAUGCAGUAUAUAGUGUGUUUGGCCAAGUUGGUUCUAAAACAGCUGCAAGUACAGCUUUUUUUUUUUUUUUUGAAAUGGUUAUUUCAUUUUUUUGUUGUUGUUGUUGUUGUUGUGUGAUAGGACUGAGCAAUAAAUACCAUAAUGCACAUGUGACCAACAAGCAUCAACUUCUCUUUCUCUUCUUCUCAAGCCUUCGAGGUGACAUUAACCCACACACGUCUGUCUGAUAGUCUUUUUAGCAGUAGUAGAUGUCGCUUUCCUUAGUACACGGCGAUGGCUCUUUGAGCAUGAAUGUAAGAAUCAGCUCAAUGGAAAAACAAUCAAAAAGCAACGUCUGAAUGAGCAGAUUCCAGCAGGUUUUUGGAUUACAUGCUGAAAAAUUUGGUGUCACACCGAAACCAAAGCUUCACACGCAGGAUGAAGCAUUUCCUUUUCACACGCAGACACACACAAAAAAAAGAAAGGACUUUGCUUUGAGUAUACAGUACAAGAAGAAUUUUGUUUUUAAUGAAGGUUUGAGCUUGAAUGAUAAGAAUGUGAUGUCUCAACAAAACAUCCAUUCCACCCUCAGAGCUGAUGCUUUAUGAACACUUACACACAGACACAUAACAAUGUUGAGAUGUUGUGCCUCCCUGUCUCCAGUGACUUUUUCUUUUCUUUUCUUUGUUUUUUUUUUUGGUUUUUUUUUGCAGCUCCAGAGGUGCAAAAUCUCAUGACUGUAAUAAAGCAAAAGAUGCAAUGGAACUUUUUGUAUGUUAGCAAAACCCCUUUGGUUUGACCGGAGAUGCUUUUUCUUGCAUUCCGGCAAUCUAUAGUCUGUAAGUACUACUUGUUGUUUGAAAGAAAGUGCUCCUAUACUUAUCAACUGUAUACAUAAAUAAUUACUUUUUAACUGCACGUUUAAUGGGAACUUACUUCACUUACUGAGAAGGAAGAAGAAAAAAAAACUGUAAAACGAAAUGUACAAAAAAAAAAAAUGUUAUCCCUGUAAACAUAGAAGUUCAUCUUUUUGCUCGCUUUUGUUAUACCUAAACCCAUGAGUUGUGUAAUACAAUGUAGAACAUCAAUUUGGACUAUGCUGUUGAUUUUUUUUUUUCCCAUACAUUUUUCUUAAUUUCAUCAUUGUUUCAUCUCAUAUCACAACACAAACCCAAACCUUUCAUGUGUUUCUUUUUCAUCAGCUUUGUACUGUAAGGUUGUGAUUUAUUUAUUUUUAUUUUUUUUAAAUCUUUAUCUUGUGUUUGCUUUUUUUUUUUUUUAAACUCAUACAGUGAUUUGCUACACAAUAACCGUCAAAACCGUGGAAAUGAUCAUGACAGUAUACUAUGUGUUUUUUCUUUAUCUGGUGCCACUUUGUAUAUUUAGAGUGCUUCUGAAAAAACAAAAAAAAAAAAAAAAAAAAAUAAAAAAAAAAAAAAAAAAAAAAAAAAUGAGAGUGAAUGCAAAUAUGCAAUUGUGCCUUUUUAUACCAAUCGGUAUGAUUAAAUGUUGGUUUGGAAUGGUACAUAAACAAUUACGUUGACAUGCUCACAAAAAUAAAUGGGGUGGCAUUUAAGGACUGAAAAAACAUUUGCAUAUCUUAGAUGAAAUCCCAUGAUGUCAAAGGCUUGUUGAAGGACGACCAGUCAAAUGUCAGUGAGCCUGUAGGUCUAAUAGUCAAGUGGCUAUUGCUCUUUGGGUUCAAUUACCUUGUUGAAAUAUCCAUUCCUAGCUUAGUGCAUUACCGAAUGAGUGCAGGUACAUUCAAAAGUUGCUUGUUGGUAGAAAUAAUAAACGAUAUAAUGGAUUUUUUUUGUCGUGUUCCACUCAUGUACGUGUGUGACAUCAGAGGUCGAGUAACCUUCUUUGUGCAUGAAACAAGCUCUAGGACUGAUUUUAGAAGCUUAGCGAGAUAGAGAGCGGGAAAAAGAAAUUUGAAAAAAAAAAAAUGCUUGGAGACAUUUGACUGCUCAGAGUUGAGGGAGCCUAGAGAUAAAAAUGCUAAUGUGACGGUUUACUAG